Dermacentor albipictus is the source of this 2327-nucleotide messenger RNA. RefSeq names its product malonate--CoA ligase ACSF3, mitochondrial-like. Gene Ontology annotation, biological process: fatty acid metabolic process. Lineage: Eukaryota; Metazoa; Arthropoda; Arachnida; Ixodida; Ixodidae. The record is from RefSeq and is a predicted model, not a curated record. Gene Ontology annotation, molecular function: medium-chain fatty acid-CoA ligase activity.
GCCUCCAUCGUAGUAGCGAGUGAUAAUAGUUUAUGCUUUAACACAGGAGGCUAUCAAUCUAAAGUAGCGAUUCGUACAAGAUCGGAUGUUUACGAAACUGCCCGUGGAAGGUGAUAUUCCGUACGGGUAGACAUGGCGCUGUGCGUGUACUGCCCGAAGGUCUCUCUGCCGACUCUACGAAACGUGUGCCGGGUUGUGCGGUUGUGCUGAGUAUUUUAUGCACUCGUUCAUUUCAUAGAUGUUAGAACGCACUUUAUACAUGUGGUGUGACACGCAGCGACAAUAAUUCAGGAACCUUGCGAUAUGUAUUUUCCUGCGAUGACGAGAAUACUGGGAAACGUCCCAGCUGCCGUACUGCAGUGCGUGCGAUUGCCCCGGCGGUUACUUCAUAGUUUCCCACCACCUUUCGAGUCCAUAUUUAAUAGGGCUGCCUGUUAUCAAGAUAGAUUAGCACUAGUGGGUGUUGAAGGGACGUAUACUUAUUCAAACCUUUUGGCUAGUAGUACUACUCUGCAGGCGCACUUUGACGACGUCCUAAAAGGCUCCGCGAAAGAGCGGAUAUCAUUUCUGUGCCCCAAUACAGUGUCUUAUGUUAUUGCUCAGUGGGCAUGCUGGCUAGGGGGUCAUGUCGCCGUACCGCUUUACUGGAAUCAUCCACGUUCAGUUCUAGAAUAUUACAUAAAAGAUUCCCAAAGCGCGCUCCUCGUGAGCACAAAAGCAUAUGCCGACCGUUUGCAGCCCAUAGCGAAAGAAUUAGAUUUACCGUUGGUAGUCCUUGACGACGAGCUGAACAAAGAAACAUACACAGCAUCGAAACAGAAAACCGAGGAGUGGAAGCGACUAAAGCACAAGGAUGCCCAAAUACUGUACACAAGUGGCACUACAGGACCACCCAAGGGUGUCGUCACAACCCACAACAACCUGUUUGUUCAAGCUUCGGCCAUAAUCAGUGCAUGGGAAUUCAGCUCGUCGGACGCUGUACUCCACACACUGCCCCUGCAUCACACACAUGGCAUAGUGAAUGCUCUGGUGGCUCCCCUGUAUGCUGGAAGCACUUGUGUUAUGCUGCCGAAGUUUGAAGCAGCUGAAAUAGCAACUGUUUUACAGGUAUGGAACUAUCUCAUUGAACCUCCAACAAGAGGGCCUCGAAUCAAUGUUUAUAUGGCAGUCCCAACAAUCUAUGCAAAGCUUGUACAACAUUACGACAAAAUGUUUUCAAGCAGUGCUCCCUUCUCCAGAAGCAAAGAAUUCAUCCGUGCAGCUUGCACACAAAAAAUCAGGUUGAUGGUGAGUGGGUCAGCAUCACUUCCACUUCCUGUGUUUGAGCGCUGGAAAGAAAUAACUGGGCAUACAUUACUGGAACGUUAUGGAAUGACAGAAAUUGGAAUGGCACUCACAAAUCCUCUUCAUGGAAGACGAAAACCUGGAUGUGUAGGCAAGCCAUUCCCAGGUGUCAAAGUCUGUCUUGCAAAGCCAAAUGCCUAUGCUGCAACAGGUUAUGAUGUGAUUUUGACUGGCGAUGAGUAUGGAACUAAAGUUGUCAAAGGAAGUGAAAAUGACUCUGGUGACCUUCUUGUAAAAGGGCCAAAUGUCUUCAAGGAAUACUGGAACAAACCAAAGGCUACUAAGGAGGCCUUUACAAGUGAUGGCUGGUUUAAAACGGGAGACACUGCUGAAUACAGAGAUGGAGCAUACAGGAUCCUGGGUCGCACAUCAUCAGACAUUAUCAAAAGUGGGGGCUACAAGAUUAGUGCUUUGGAUGUAGAACGUCACCUUCUAGCACACCCAGAUAUCCAAGACUGUGUUGUGGUUGGCCUGCCAGACAUUACCUGGGGUGAGAAGGUGGCAUGUGCAGUCGCUCUGCGAGACUCGGCAACUGAACUAACUCUACAGGAGCUGCGUGAAUGGAGCAAAGCUCGAAUGGAAGCAGCCAUGAUUCCAGUGUUACUGCAGGUUGUUCAAGAAAUACCACGAAAUGCUAUGGGCAAAGUGAACAAGAAGGAUAUUGUGUCUAAACUUUUUGCAAGUUCUUAGUACAAUGUUAAUUUCUACGUUUGUAUGUUAGUUUUAUGCAUUAUUGAAUGUGAUGGCAUAUUUUACAGCAUAAAAUGCAUGUUCACCCAAGAACAAACAAAAAAUCACAGGGCGCAUUGUGCACGUGUGAUGAAUUUUUUAAUUUAAAACGUGUAGCCAUGUGAUGCAGUUGGUAGGGUUUGGUAAUCUUGUCAAGUUCAAGCUCUGCACAUAUCAAGCUGCUGCUGUGUAGUGGCAAUGCCAAGUGAUGCCAGACAAGGUGUAGUUUUGGAAUAAAGGUUUUCUUUUGUUUA